Molecule: messenger RNA, 4554 nt
Organism: Symbiodinium necroappetens
Lineage: Eukaryota; Dinophyceae; Suessiales; Symbiodiniaceae
Source: the annotation of a GenBank genome assembly
AUGGACCGGGCGGUCGUCCUUUGGGCAGAUCGGGACUCCUCGGGUCCUCCGAUCGAGCUCGAAGGGACCGACUCGGUUCCGAGCAGGCACCCAGGGGAGAGCAUCCGUACCCGCACCUCCUCCUCCAUCGCCGGUGGACCGGUGGGAGAAAAUUUCCCGCCGAGCCGUCAACUUUGUGAGGCGAUCACGGACCUGCCGGGGGUCUUUACAUGGGCCGGGGUCACGGGAGGAUUGGAGAGGCCAGCCUGGGAUGCCAUGGCACAAGCUUUGAAGGUGCCAGGGCCCAACGAUGCCGACGGCAACCCCGGACCACCACGAGACCUCACACUGGUGGAGAAAGCUAGGGUCGAAUCCGCGAGAAGGGUCGCCUUGCUCCGCAUGGGAGUGGCUCCCGACUCGCCUGGUGGAACCGGGAAACUCAAGUUAUCCUCGGUCCUCGACCCGACCUUGGACGCAGAAGUUACCCCUUUGGGCCAGGCGGAAGUGCAGCAGCUCUACCAGGACUACAAGACGAAGUUCGGCGACUACCCUAGCCCGGAGGCAGACCCCUCUUCGGACCAGCUCGCCUCGCUGCGUCAGGUGGUCACGGCUGGGUCAGCCCCCUAUGCUGACUUCUCGCUGUUCGGGCCCCACGGCCUGCGGCUUCUCCGCAAGCAGACGUUCACGUCCUACACCUUGAACGUCGCCACGGGGGAAUGGUCCAAGAAGGAGCAGCCGGGACCCGCAUCGUACCAUGCUUGGGUCGAGGCCUGGAAGGUCUUGAGGACCGCCCUCCUCCUGCUGGAGGUCGCGGACGCCGAGCGCCUGGAUGCCUACGCGGAGCACGUCCGCAGCUUCGUCACCCAGUUUGGGGAUACGGCGUGGUGGUUGGUUUACCGGGUGGAGAACCGGAUGAGGUGCGAGCACAUGGAGAGAAUCCGGCGGGUACUUCACGACCGACCGGACCACGGCUACACCGCAGCCCGCCCGUGGAACGCAGCUUUCGCCGCAGCUGUGAAAGACGGGGACUUUUGGACCCGUGAGCUCGUCACCCCCGCCACGCUCUGGCUUUCCCAGAGGCAGCCAGGAUCAGGGAGCGGAGGAGGUACCAGCUCGAACCCCGACCGUCGGCCCGCGGGGUCAGGGGAAGGCGGUGGAGGCGAUGACGAGCCGGCCAAGAAGAAGGCCCGGGCAGGCAAGAAGAAAUACGAGGGGGAGAACCUGUCCGAGAAGAAGGGCGGCGUCUUCGUGAAGAACCGUAGGGGUGCAACCAUAUGCGACGGCUACAACAAGGGCAAGUGCGGGAGCAAGAAGCCACAGAGCAAGUGCAAGAAUUCGAACUCGCACCAGUCUGAUUUGGAUGCUGCCUCCUCGUCGGCCCCGGCCGGAGGAGGAUCAGUGCCAACAGACCCGCCGGGCACCACGCAUGGGGGCCGCUUUGCAGCACCGAAGCCCAAGAAGUACCCGUUGGGCAAGCCGGCGUCCGCCGGCACACCCCAGGAGCUCGUGGACAAGACCUGCGCUUCAAAGGCGGCUGGCCCCGCUCCUGGAAGCCAAGCGGAACCCAAGACACCGCCAAGGCCACCCCUCAAGAGAAAGAGGCAAGACGCGCCCAAGCACAGCGACGGCCGGCCGAACGCGGAUGCAACUGCAGAUCCGGCCACGUCCUCUGCGGAGGCACGGCCAGCCGACGGACCUGGAGCCACGACCCCACCAAGGGCACGGCCGGGCGAAAGCAAGAAGAAGAAGAAGAAGGAGACGAGCCGAAGCACGCGAACGGCCAGCCUCAAAAGCCUACUGCAGAUACCGCCGGUGGACAGCGCUCUCCCCGACUACCAGCCCCUGGCCCGAGGACCUCGCGAGUACGGAACUUGGCUGGAGAUACCCUCGGACACCUUCGAGGAACGGCCCUGGGCCCUUGUACUCUUCAGCGGCAGGCGCCGCAAGGGGGACCUGCCCAACUGGUUGGUCCACUUUGGCUUCAUGGUCUGCUGUAUCGAUCUGGUGGCCGACCACCCUUGCAACGCACUGGACGAAGCACAGUGGACCCCGCUGGAGAAGGAUGUCAACGAUGGUCAGUUUGAGGUGGUGUGGGCCGGCACGCCCUGCGGGACCUUCAGCCCGCUGCGCGAAGUGAGGCCGGGGCCGCGGCCUCUGCGCUCGGUGGAGGAGAUCGAGGGCAUUUCGGGCCUGGGACCACGGGAGAAGAACCAGGUCAGAGAAGCCAACGUCCUCGUGGAGCGCACCUUUGACAUUUUGUCUUUGGCGUGGGACGAGCGCAAGACCUGGGGCCUGGAGAACCCCGUCCACGGCAGCGACCGGCCCGAGCUUUGGCAGAUGCCACUCGUGCGCCAGCUGUCCCAGCUCGACCGGACAGCCGAGGCAGUGUUCGACCAGUGUCGGUUCGGCCUGGCUACAGUUAAGCCCACCAAGGUCCUCUACAGUGCGCACGCCAAGGGGUUCGAUGAGCUCCGCGGGCUCCGUUGCGACCAUCCCCGCGGCACUCAUGGAACGGUUGCCGGCCAGCGGGAGCAAGGAGCAUCCGGCGCGCAAUGGGCUUCGAAGGGCCAGGGCGAGUACACGCCGCACUUCGCACAGGAUGAGCUGACCGCCUUCCCGAAGGACAAGACGGACCGCGAGCGGGAGAAUGCCGAGGCACUGGGCGGCAUGCGCAACCCACGCACCGCACUCAGCCGGCUCCCGAGGUGGCCAGAGCUUGUCGAGCCAGCCAGGGCCAUCCUUCGAGGAGAGGAGCCGGGCGACUUCGACACGGCCACCGUCGACUCGGUCAGGUCAGCCGUCCACACCGUCCUGGGCACGAGUGACAGGGUGAAAGUCAGGAGGAGGACCGCCCCCGCCGAGACGCCACUCAGGGCGGACAUCAUAGAGUCCUGGGGGCUUGCCACGGAAGACCCAGACGCGGCCACCAUCGCCGACUGGUUGGAUAACGGGGCACCCCUAGGGAUCUCCCAGGCGAUUCCCAGCCGAGGAGUGUUCCCGAAGGUCAGCUCCCACAACGUCACGCCCCACUCCCAGCUUGACGCCCGGACUCUGGAGGGAUGGUCGAACUAUCGGUCAGCAGAGGAAGAGGCGGAGACCUUAGAGGAGCUGGUUAGCGACUACGUGGCCCGCGGCUUCUGCCAGAUUGCCUAUUCCCAGCAGGAGGCGGAGGAGGUUUUGGGUGGAAAGCCGGUCCUCAACAAGCUGGGCAUUCUGGUGAAGGAGAAGCGAGACGCCCACGGCAAGGUGGUGAAGAAAGCAAGGGUCAUCUGGGACCUCCGGGAGUCCUCUGUCAACAAGGCCUGCCACCAAGGGGAGAGGAUCAUACUCCCGCGCCUCCUGGACGUCGUGGCCUCGGCGCUGUCUUCCUAUCGGCGGGGCCGGCCUCCUUACCUUGCGGGCGUCGACAUCAAGGACGCCUUCAUGAACAUACCUGCGGGGGCCGACCGGCGCUUCACCGUCGCGGCCGUCCCAGGUUCGAGGAACCGGCCUGGCAAAAGACACCGCCUCAUCAUCUUCAACACUUUGGUGUUUGGGUCGGCCUCCUCGCCCACCCUUUGGGGCAGGGCCGCCGCUUGGCUUGGGCGUUCGUCCGCCGCGGUCUCCCCAGCCGACCUGCAAUGCUAUGUGGACGACCCUAUCUAUGUUUUGGAGGGCCCGUCCGCUGAAGCGGCGGCCGGGGACCUGGCGGUGAUUCUCCUUUGGACAGCGGUCUGCGGCUACCCCAUCAAGCUGUCCAAGGCCACCGGGGGCAAGGAGCUCGAAUGGGUCGGCGCGAAGAUCAGGUGCUUGGACACUGAGGAGGCGGUCGUGGUUACCCUGCCGGAGGCUAAGAUCCAGGCCCUCCUCGCGGACACCAACAGGUUUCUUUCGAAGCCGGUGGUUGGAGCUCGGGAGCUCCGGUCCUACACGGGAGCUCUCUCGUUCGUGGCGGGGCUGGUCCCGCACUUGAGGCCAUUCCUGGCCUCGUUCUGGUCAGUUCUGUCGAGGCAUGCCGUGACAAGUGAAGGCCUCCACGUGAAGGAGGCCCGAAAGCUCAUACACGUCAGACGGAUCAGACCAGCGCUUCGCUGGGUUAGGGCCCUCUUGUCUGGUGGCCCCACCAUCGAGAAGAUCUUCUACGCCCGCCCUCCAAUGACGGACCUGGAGAUCGUCACAGACGCCUCACCCUGGGGCAUUGGAGGAGUGAGGCGGCAUUCGGGAAAGCCGACGGGCUACUUCUACAGCCACCUCCCGGACGGCGUCCUCAAGAAGUUUGGUGCAGAGCGUGGCCUCCCGAAGCACAACACACUGUGGGAGGGCCUUGCGCUGCUUGUGGCGUUUAGGCUCUGGUUGCCUGCGCUUGUGCACGGCGCUUUGUUCCGGGCGAAGUCAGACAACCUCGGCUUCCUGAAGGCCCUGGCCAAGGGGGGCGCGAAAGCUCCCGACCUCAACGUCCUCGCCCGCGAGUUCGCCUACGACCAGGCGGUCAGAGCCUACCAGGUGAAGGGGCUCGUGCACAUACCGGGCGUUACCAACCUUCAGGCGGUUCCUCGUGACGAGGUCCUCAUUGAUGAGCACUUCUGGAAAGUGUGA